UCGGCCCAAUAUUCGGCUAGCUUCAGUUGUUGGAUUUCCCUUUUGCUUGUGCACAAUCACAACACAAACACGAGCCAAAGUUGACCUACAAAAUAAAACCCCGGAAAAUGUCAGAUGUUUAGUAAAUAAGCCUGAUUAUCCAAGUUGAGAUUGAUUUUGUUGACAUGGCCUUCUUGUUGUUAUGCUUCGUGUCUUUGAUUAUUGUUCCGGGGGUGCCGGUCGUUGCCGAUCUUGGCAUUUUAUCAGCAAGAAUCACUGGUGAGAAUGGAGUGAAGUCAACCAAGGAAUACUGCAUAGCUUAUGGUGGUAAUCAAGUAAACUUGCCGAAGGAACCAAAGGAUUUAUAUCCUUUGGUGGACCUUGGUCAGUCCAAGCUAUGCACGAGUCCCAAAGAUGCCAGCAAGUUGAGUGGAGCAGUUGUAGAAGCACUCAGAGGCAAUUGUACCUUCUUGGAGAAGGGGUUGUUUGCCCAGGGAGCUGGAGCAAGAUCCCUGCUGGUUGUUACUGCUACCAAAAUUACAACUCCUGAUUUGAACGACUCAACAGAGCUUAAGAUCCCUGUUGCCCUGCUGGCUGCAAGUGACCAUAAAGAUAUCUGGGUGAAUGGAGGUCAAGUGCAGGCCGCAUUGUACGAUCCUGAACAUCCAUCGUUUGACUACAAUCUCAUUGUGAUUUGGUUCAUGGCUGUGUUUACCGUCGUGGUGGGAGGAUACUGGUCUGGAAUGACUGCACACAGAAUUGCAAUAAAAAAGAAGCGGCUGGCGGAGGGCGGAGAAUCUGACCGAGAUGUAGAAGGGGAGGAAGACUCUGACUCAGAUGCGGAGUCCGAAGAUGAAAUGCCACUGACUAUCACAUUACCCAUCGUUGUAGUAUGGGUCAUCAUGAUCAUGGUCAUGCUGCUUCUACUCUUCUUCUUCUAUGACUACAUGGUGUAUGUUGUGAUCACAUUUUAUUGUUUGGGAGCUUCUAAUGGUCUACACGCUUGUCUCUACCCGAUACUUAAACGCAUUAUGCCCUGCAAAAUAAGGCUACCAGUUAACAAGAUUCCAUUCUUGAGUUCAAGACCCUAUGUCUACAGCGUUAUACUGGCCUUUGCCUGCAUUGGUUGUGUGGUGUGUUGGUUCGUGUUCCGGCAUGAGACUUUUGCAUGGAUCCUGUUGGACCUGUUGGGCAUCGCGUUCUGCAUCAGCAUUUUAAAGCUCAUUCAUAUGCCAAACUUUAAGAUUUGUGUGAUUCUCCUGUCCCUUCUGUUCUUCUAUGACAUCUUCUUCGUCUUCAUAACACCUCUAUUUACUCAGAGUGGUGAGAGUGUGAUGAUAAAGGCAGCAACUGGAGGCAGUGGUGCCACUGAACAGAUCCCAGUCCUUCUACAGGUCCCACGGAUAACACAUUCAACAGCCAAGAUUUGCGGGACGUAUUCCAUGCUUGGUUUCGGUGACAUACUAAUCCCAGGACUGCUUGUUGGAUACUGCUGCUCAUUUGACUUUAAGAUCCACUCUCGUGUCAAGGUAUACUACAUAGCAUCGUGUGUAGCCUAUGCCGUUGGUCUCAUCAUAACCUUCGUAGCCCUUGCCGUGAUGCAGACGGGGCAGCCAGCACUGCUCUACCUGGUCCCCUGCACCGUAUUGACAACCCUCGUCCUGGCCGCUUUCCGACGGGAGCUCUCGGACAUCUGGCACGCAAGGAAAUCGAGUACUCAAACCAGAAGUGACGGCUCAUUUUCGGUUAACACAACUGAGCCCACAUCUAGCCCAACUCCGCAACACCCAGCAGGAGAUGAGUUCCUGGGUGGUUCAAGUUCACCAGACCCUUCAGGAACGUUACCCUCUGAUGACGCUGCUGCGAGAGACUCGGGACAGGACGGUCUCAAUCCAGAUGGCAGGAGUUGCCACGACGAAGGCGUAUCAGAGACAGAACCUUUGCUGUUGCCACUGGAUAAAAUCCCCAACACAUAUAUUGACUAAUGAUAAUAAUAAUACUCAAUUCUUAUAUAGAGCUUGAUCACACCCUAGGGGCAUAUCAAAGCACUCAGUAAUACUUCCUGCAAGGUAUGUGGAGCUACGUAUUGAAGUACGAGACAUAUUUCUUUAUAGCACCUUGUAAUGGUUUACAAGGUGCUGUGGUGCAAUAUGCAGCCGAUCAGACUAGAUUCUUGGGGGAAAGAAAGAUUCUUGGCGUUUGUAAAUAAGAUGUUUGUGGCUACACAUCUCGGCAAAUAAAGGAGAUUCAAAGAGCACUGUUUCUUCUACCAAAAAAGAAUUGCAACCCUGUGUGGCCAAACCGUCCCGCUAAAAUCGCCAGGGCAAAAAGGCUAUAGCCUCUGUGGGCUUCAUGUAAUUCCGGGCCUUCAUUCAGUGCUUUUAUUUCACUGUUAUAAAUUUUCCUCAUUUUAAAAUUAAGAACCCCAUUCCCCGACACAUAUCGGCAAAUAAAGCCUUGUCCAAGGUGGGUGUACUUUGGCUUUUAUUUUUUUUUGAGAUGCAUGACUGACACUUCCCAAGGGCCUGAGCUAAUGGCAAAUGGCCCAACUGAAAAUGUCAAAAUUCACCACUUGAAUUUGAAAGAUAGGUAGAUUUAUAACCGUUUGAUAAAUUAAAGCCUUGUCCGAGGUGGGUGUACUUUGGCUUAAAUUUUUUUUUGAGAUGCAUGACUGACACUUCCCAAGGGCCUGAGCUAAUGGCAAAUGUCAAAAUGCACCACUUGAAUUUGAAAGAUAGGUAGAUUUAUAACCGCUUUGAUAAAUUUGUUUAAAUAAUGGGAUUCACUCCCAUGGCUCUCCGACGGCCAUCAAGGCCUUCCAGUCCAGGCGAAAGGACGGACUGAAAAUGUCAAAAUUCACCACUUUAAGUUGAAGGUGGAUUUGUAACCACAUGGUUAAAUUUGUUCACAUAAAGCUAAAUAUUUCCUAAUAGCCCGACCAUUAGGUAUAAUAUCGUACUACGAUUCACUCCCAUGGCUCUCCUACGUCCAUCAAGGCCUUCCAGUCCAUAGAGCAAUCAAGGGUGUGAGCUGUGGCAAACGGACCGACUGAAAAUUUUCGAAUUCACCGCUUGAAUUCGAAAGGUUGACAUGGUGGAUUUGUAACUGCAUGGAUAAUUUUGUUCAAGUACAGCAUUGUUGUACACUACGCACAUUGUUUAUAGUUGUUUGUAAGUAACUAGUAAUACACUUGCAUAAAAAAAAAUACAUGUAGUUAAUGGCCGAACGUUUUAACCUUUGCAGUAUUUCACAAAGGCCUUUGAGAAAGACUCGUGCGAAAUGCUCGAGGGCUUGGUUGCAACUUUGUUCAAUAAAAUUAAAAUCGUACAUGUAAUCCAAUUUGUUGAAGCUUGUUCAUCUAAAAGUAGUACGUUUGUAAUAUUCCAGAUAAACUGUACUCCACUUAUGUUACAACAUAACCUCAUUUGCAGUUUUCAAAUUGUAAACUAAAAGGUGGAGCUUAAGAAACUCUUCCCAAGAGUUAAAAGAAAAAUAUUAUCAUGCAGUUGUUGGAAUCACUACGUGUAUGUAUAUCGGAGUUGCUCGUUGGCCCUGCUUGCAACUUUUGUUCAGUAAAACUUAAGACUUUAACUUGUUUUCUGUAGGGUUGUUCAUACAGUAGUGAAAUGGGUAAAAUUCUAGGCAAACUUGUACUUAAAAUAUUACAACAUAACUUCAUUUGCAGUUUUACAAUGGAUGAAUUAAAGAGUGGAGCUACCUUA
This is a messenger RNA of Asterias rubens (European starfish), 3701 nucleotides long. RefSeq names its product signal peptide peptidase-like 2B. Gene Ontology annotation, cellular component: cytoplasmic side of endoplasmic reticulum membrane; lumenal side of endoplasmic reticulum membrane; lysosomal membrane. The record is from RefSeq and is a predicted model, not a curated record. Gene Ontology annotation, molecular function: aspartic endopeptidase activity, intramembrane cleaving. Gene Ontology annotation, biological process: membrane protein proteolysis. Bases 165 to 1964 code for a protein of 599 amino acids. Lineage: Eukaryota; Metazoa; Echinodermata; Asteroidea; Forcipulatida; Asteriidae. The transcript is spliced from 14 exons.